UUUUACUCAGAAACCAGGACCAGGCGUCUGUGGAGGACGCUGGAGCGGCCGCCUGCCGCUUGGUUUCUCUCACACCAUCUGGGCAGGAACACCUGGGCCUCAUAUUGUCUGGAGAGUCCUCAUUCCUGCCAAUCCAGGGAGGGCCAGGCCCAGAGCUGCGAGAGGUUGGAGGAAGGCUGUUGUCCAAGCCUGCGGAGCUGGACCUCCACCCCAUUGUUUGCCCUCUAAGUGUUGCUCCUGAAGCCACCACUCCCCUCCCUCUGUGAGCCCAAGCUGUGUGGCCUGGCCUCCCUUCUGCAGAAAUCGCUCCAACAGCUCCUGGGGCCAGGCUUGUGGUGAGGAGCAAGGAGAUGAAUGUCGAAGCCAAGUACCGCAUGGCCUCCCUGUAUGUCGGUGACCUCUCUGCGGAUGUCACUGAGGAUCUGCUGUUCAAGAAGUUCAGCACUGUGGGGCCUGUGCUGUCUAUCCGUAUCUGCAGGGACCUGGUCACCCGCCGCUCUCUGGGCUAUGCCUACGUGAACUUCUUGCAGUUGGCUGAUGCCCAGAAGGCUCUGGACACGAUGAACUUUGACAUGAUAAAAGGCAAAUCCAUCCGUCUCAUGUGGUCUCAACGUGAUGCCUGCUUAAGGAAAUCUGGAAUUGGUAACGUGUUCAUCAAGAAUCUGGAUAGAUCCAUCGAUAACAAAACCCUUUAUGAACACUUUUCAGCUUUUGGAAAGAUCCUAUCUUCCAAAGUGAUGAGUGAUGACCAAGGCUCCAAAGGUUAUGCAUUUGUGCACUUUCAGAACCAGAGUGCUGCAGACAGAGCCAUUGAGGAAAUGAAUGGGAAGCUUCUCAAGGACUGCAAAGUGUUUGUUGGCAGAUUCAAAAACCGCAAAGAUCGGGAAGCCGAACUCAGAAACAAAGCCAGUGAAUUCACCAACGUUUACAUCAAAAACUUUGGAGAUGACAUGGAUGAUGAGAGACUGAGAGAAGUUUUCAGCAAGUAUGGCAAAACUCUGAGUGUUAAGGUGAUGACAGAUCCCAGUGGGAAAUCCAAAGGGUUUGGCUUUGUGAGUUUUGACAACCACGAAGCUGCCCAAAAGGCUGUUGAAGAAAUGAAUGGAAAGGACAUAAAUGGGCAACUGAUUUUUGUAGGCCGGGCACAAAAGAAAGUAGAGCGACAGGCUGAGUUAAAGCAAAUGUUUGAGCAACAGAAAAGGGAAAGAAUUCGUAAGUGCCAGGGAGUAAAACUCUACAUUAAGAACCUUGAUGACACAAUUGAUGAUGAAAAACUACGAAAGGAAUUUUCUUCAUUUGGAUCAAUUAGCAGAGUUAAGGUAAUGCAGGAGGAAGGGCAAAGCAAAGGGUUUGGCUUAAUCUGCUUCUCCUCUCCUGAGGAGGCCACUAAAGCAAUGACUGAGAUGAAUGGCCAGAUCUUGGGUUCCAAACCCCUCAACAUUGCCUUGUCCCAGAAGCAUUAGGAAAGAAAAACUUGACUUCACCAGUCAACCUUUGCAGCAGAUGAGGGAAUGGUAGUAAUCUCUGACUAAACUGUCCUCAGUAAAUUUCAGAUGCUACCUGAUGGCUGCUUAGGUUAGUAAACCUUGAAGGUAAAGGUUAUUAAAUGUUUUUCAUACCAAGCCAUUUUUUUUCUCCUUUUUGGAUAACUAAAUGACUCUUACAUGUGUGGUUCAUUUUAUAGAGGAACAUUUUCUAAUUACAGUAUCAUAUAUUCCUCUUAUUUUGAUG
Tupaia belangeri chinensis (Chinese tree shrew) is the source of this 1731-nucleotide messenger RNA. It is a transcript of the gene PABPC4L, whose product is annotated as poly(A) binding protein cytoplasmic 4 like. The transcript has a single exon. Lineage: Eukaryota; Metazoa; Chordata; Mammalia; Scandentia; Tupaiidae. Bases 351 to 1463 code for a protein of 370 amino acids. The record is from RefSeq and is a predicted model, not a curated record. Gene Ontology annotation, molecular function: RNA binding.